Solenopsis invicta (red fire ant) is the source of this 1805-nucleotide messenger RNA. RefSeq names its product L-xylulose reductase. NCBI's taxonomy places the organism in Eukaryota, Metazoa, Arthropoda, Insecta, Hymenoptera, Formicidae. The record is from RefSeq and is a predicted model, not a curated record. Gene Ontology annotation, molecular function: L-xylulose reductase (NADPH) activity; carbonyl reductase (NADPH) activity. The coding region runs from base 471 to 1205 and encodes 244 amino acids. The transcript has 4 exons. Gene Ontology annotation, biological process: xylulose metabolic process; glucose metabolic process.
UCAGUACAAAUAAUCCCAAGUGAGACUUAAUUAAUGUAACGAACUAACGGCGGAAAACAAACAGGUAUUUCUAACUCAUAACGUUUCUCCGAAGAAAAUAUUAUGGAUCGAGAGAAUAAUUGGGAAUAACGGCAGAUAAGUUGUAGCCAAUCCAAGGAGCGUAGAUACGCACCGUGACAGACUACAUUGCCAAGCGAUUAAAGUUUUAAUUACAUUGCUAAAAUUCUCUUAACUGUUUUUUCGACACAUCGCAUUAUCUCAACCCGCGUAAAAAAAAAUAAAAAAAAAAAAACUUUAACUGUUGAGUCUUUCUUUUAAUACGCGCGCAUUGGCGCUCUCGUGAGUUUCACUCCCAUACGUUCACCGGAAGGAGAAUUGGAGAGAGGAGGCAAACGUACGAGACAUCGUGUGUGGGAUCAAGGCAUAUAUCGCUGUAUAAGUUCGCACGAGUUAGUGGUCGACUGAUAACCAUGAACAUCAGUUUUGAAGGAAAACGCAUUCUCGUAACCGGCGCUGGUCAAGGAAUCGGCAGGGAAUUAGCUCUUCGUCUCUCGAAAUACAAGGGACAAGUGUUCGCGCUGUCGAAAACGAAAAAGCACUUGGAUAGCUUGGUGGCAAUUGAUCCGAAGAUUCAGUCUAUCUGCGUGAAUCUUCGCGACUGGGAUGCGACUAAAACGGCCGUGCAAAGUGUUCUGCCGAUCGAUCUAUUGGUCAACAAUGCUGCUGUCGCGGUCCUUACGCCGUUCUUGGACGCCACGCCCGAGGGAUUUGACCUGACUUUCGAUGUCAAUGUGAAGGCUGUAUUGAACGUGUCCCAGGUUGUAGCCAAGAGCAUGAUCGAGCGCAAAAGCGGCGGCAGCAUUGUAAAUAUAUCAUCGCAAGCCGGUCAGGCGGCAUUGAAGGAUCACGCGGUUUAUUGCUCGUCGAAGGGGGCCCUCGACAUGUUGUCAAAAGCAAUGGCCCUCGAACUAGGUCCGCAUAACAUAAGAGUCAAUAAUGUUGGCCCUACAGUCGUAAUGACGGAAAUGGGAAAAUUGGGUUGGAGUGAUCCGCAGAAAGCACAAAGCAUGAUCAGUAAAAUUCCGCUAGGUCGAUUUGCUGAAGUGGACGAGGUAGUGGAUCCUGUUAUAUAUUUAUUGAGCGACCGAAGUUCCAUGAUCAAUGGCGCCUGCUUGCCCAUCGACGGUGGUUUCUUAGCUGGAUAAGCAAAAAUUCAGGAUCACAUCCUCUUUAUAUAAGCAAGAAAAAGGAACAUUCUCUUUAUUACCAUUUAUUUUUAUUCUUAAGAAUCAAUCUUAUCAAAAAAUCUUACAACAGUUAGAAAACUACUUUUUCUGCUAAACUCAGCCAUUAUUUUAUUAUGAAUAAGAUAAUGCAUGUUUUGUUUUGCGCAUAAAAGAUUCAAUAAAGAUUAUUGUGAUGUAAUUGUAAUGAGUUUAAUUGAUGUAAAGUUUCACGGGAUUAUCAUGGGCAGGAUAAAGAAAUUGAAAAACUCAAAUUUUGUUUGUUUCAGUUUAAUUUAAAAAAAUGCUUCGUUUCUUCUUUUCUUUUCAUCGUCAACUAGGUUCGACAAACAGGCGGCGACAGAGAAAGCCGUGAACGGACGAGACGACUACUCACGUCGGCGAGUGUGUGUCUCUUUCCCACGCAAGUAUCUUCGAAAAUAUUCUACCCCAAUACUAACGCACGUAUAAUUAUAUAAUUUGCGAGCUUUCCUCUGCCGUGGCUGCAUUCAAACUAAAGAACGCUUUUUUUUCGACUCCUAAUUUGCUCCUACGGUGAACGUAACGCGGUGGAGAAACUGA